CCUCCGCGCCUCCCCCGGCUCUGAACUCUCUUCCUCUUUUUUCCUCGCCUUGCAAAGCGCAGGCCAAGAUCUUCGCCGCUGCAGGGAAGCUGCGCCGCCCGGGAGCCAGAUCGCCGACGCCUUCCCCGGAGCGCGCCUGCCCCCCGGGUCUCCUUCCCCUUCUCCGGCGCCCGGGCACCCCCGAUGGCUCCUCCGCCCGCCGGCUCGCCCUUCCAGCCAAGGGGGGCGAGGAGAAGGGAGCCCCCCAAGUGACUCCCAAGCUCGCCCCGCGGUCCAGUUGUCUCCCGAUGUCCUGCUUCCCCGUGGCUGGCCAGCAUCCGUCUCUUUCGGGAAGGAGGCGAUGAGCGCGGACUUGGACCGCCUGUCGGUGGCUUCCUGCACCUCCAGCGCCUCUUCCUCGCCCUCCAACUCCUUCGACGGCGGGGGGGCGCCCGGGGCCGGCAUCCGGCUGCUGUCGGCCAACGUGCGGAAGCUGCACGGGGCGCUCAACCUGCUGCUGACCGAAGCCGAGCGCGAGCAGUUCAUCCACUGCCUGAACGUCUAUCACUGCCGGCGGAAUGUCUACGACUUAGUGCAGACGCUCCAAGUCCUGCUGGACGGUCCGGAGAAGAGGCAGUUGUUACCCAUGCUGCGUUUAGUCAUUCCCCGCUCGGAUCAGCUCCUCUUCGACCAGUACACCUCGGAGGGGCUUUACUUGAAAGCCGACUUCUUGCCCGCCGCUGGGGCAGGAUACGAUGGCGCCGGGUCCUCCAGAGUCAGGCAGGUGACCCUGAAGAGGCAGAAAGCUCAGGAAGGCUUGGGCUUCAGCAUCCGAGGGGGCUCCGAGCAUGGAGUUGGCAUCUACGUCUCCCUGGUGGAGCCCGGCUCGUUGGCAGAGAAAGAGGGCCUUCGGGUGGGAGACCAGAUCCUGAAGGUCAAUGACAAGCCACUGGACAAGGUGACUCAUGCUGAAGCUGUCAAGGCACUCAAGGGCUCCAAAAAGCUGAACCUGGCUGUCCAUUCAGCGGGUCGUAUCCCUGGCGGCUACAGAACCAACCACAUCUAUACCUGGGUAGAUCCCCAAGGCCGGAGCGUCUCUCCCCCAGUCGGUCUCGUUCAGCAUCAGAGCAGCUCUUUGUGCAAGGGGAGUGAAAAGAGAAGCCACCUUCAACUUCUGCAGGAAGGGGAUGAGAAAAAGGUCAACCUCAUGUUGGAUGAAGGGCGAUCGCUGGGCCUCAUGAUUCGAGGGGGAUCAGAAUAUGCCCUUGGGAUUUACAUCACGGGUGUAGACAAGGGCUCUGAAGCAGAAAACACCGGCUUGAAGGUUGGGGACCAGAUUCUGGAGGUGAAUGGACGAAGCUUCCUCAACAUUUCCCAUGACGAGGCAGUGAAACUCCUGAAGUCAUCUCAUCAUCUCAUAAUGACCGUCAAAGAUGUGGGGAGGCUGCCUCAUGCUCGGGCCACCGUGGAUGAAACCAAGUGGAUAACUCCCAGCUCCCAGAUUGGAGAGACGAUGGUCAAUUCAGCAGGGGCCUCUGGAGAUCCUGUGGGAGAGAUGACGCCAAAGCCAUCUUUCUACAAAGGCCUCGCAGGAUCUCAAGUAACAUUGUGUAGCCUGGUGAACCAAAACCGUGUGAUGCUGGAGGAACAUGCACGCCACCUCCUGAACGAGCCCGAGAGAACCACCAUGGCAUACUACCUGGAUGAAUACAAGGAGAACAACAUCUCAAUUGAUUCCCUCAUCAUGGCUCUCUUUGAACUGCUCAACACCCAUGCCAAGUUCUCCCUCCUGUCAGAGGUCAGAGGGGUGAUAUCUCCACAAGACCUCGACCAUUUUGACAACCUGGUUCUUAAGAGGGAAAUAGAAUUCAUGAAGGCCCGGCAACCCUCGGGGACAGGAACGGACUCGUACUCCACAAUGUCCUACAAUGAUUCUGCCUCGUCUGCUGAAAGCCAUUUCACAUCUACCACAGUCAGUUCAGCUCGGGAGAGACUCUUGUGGCUGAUUGAUUUGAUGGAG
Molecule: messenger RNA, 1999 nt
Organism: Python bivittatus (Burmese python)
Lineage: Eukaryota; Metazoa; Chordata; Lepidosauria; Squamata; Pythonidae
Source: RefSeq, a predicted model, not a curated record